AUGGGCAGACAUGCCAACCCUGACAUCCGACGUGCUUUUGCAGAGUUCCAGGAUCAAGACACACCCUCGAAAUGCAACAAAGUCCGCUGUCUUCACUGCGGCUUCGUGCGCGCAAAGAACACGACGCGGCAGAUUGAGCAUCUUCAGGAGUGUCAGCCAUACCUCUCCUCGCCCGAGGCCCAGGCACACCUCCUCGCCCAACAGCAGCAGAAUGGAACGCCCGUCGAGCAGCAAAACAUGGCCGCUCCGGGCCCCAGCCAGAUCCUCAAUGGACAGCAACCAAAUCCAAACCUUCAGGUACACCGGCGAGGUCCGAAUAGUAAGCGGCCUCGCGACGGCCAGCCGAUUGCGCCGAACAUCGCCAUGGCUCCCAAUAUCGCGCCCUCGCUGACCUCGCAUCUCUUGACCAUCUGCUCGGGGCCCUUUGCUCAGGCAACCCAGCAUCCGUUUCUCUCUCACUCGGGCUGCGGCUCCAUAGGCGUAGGACCGUUGAUGCAAUGGCUGGUCCAGGAUGGCCAUUACGAGCGCGCCUUCAUGCGCUUCGUGAGCCAGCUGCUGGGCAAGGUCCGUCUUCCUUCGACGCCCAACUCGCAGUUCCAUCCCAUGUAUCGGACCAUGGAUUUGCUCAUUUCCGCCCUUAACAACAUGCGACGCGAGAUGCAGUUUUUCGAGAUUACCGCGACAAAAUACGGCCUUGUCCUGCCCAUGGACCCACCUUCCCCCAUCACUCGCGCCCUGAUUGACAUGUUUGUGAACGCAACUAGUCCGAGCGCGUCACUUUUGGAAGGCAUGGUCGCUUUAUGGGGGACCGAGCAUUGCUACCGCAGCGCCUGGCAAUAUGCUGCAUCCUUCUCCCCAAACGUCUCCACCAUGUCCGCCGAACCCCACAUUGUCGCCCUCCACCAAGCCCUCCUGCCAAACUGGAUAUCCCCCGCCUUUAGCAAAUUCGUCGAAGCCUCGCGCGCCCUCGUCGAUGAGCUCGCCAAUAUAACAACCACACGCGACGGCAAAGAGGAAAUGGUAAGGUGUGAAGAAAUCUUCCGCCAAACUUGCUGGCUAGCCGAGCGCAUCUGGCCGAGCGUCGAUGGCAUGGGCGAAGAGGGUGAGAACACAGGCAUGGGUCCACCCAGGGCAUCCAUGGCAGCAAAUGUGGACACCGCCAUGCAAAACGACAUGCAAACUGGCCUGCCAAUCGGCAUAAAUGGCAACAACAUGUCGGCCGGCAUGGUCAAUAUGCAUGGCAAUCCCGUUCCCAACACCAGCAACAACCCCGCCGCCACCAGAAACAGCAGCGUCAGCUCAAACAUGAACGGAACCCCCGUCAAUAGCAACAAUAACCCCCGCAAUGCAGCCAUCUGUAUCAUAUCCAUUGGUCUGGAGUGA
This is a messenger RNA of Pyrenophora tritici-repentis Pt-1C-BFP, 1383 nucleotides long. Lineage: Eukaryota; Fungi; Ascomycota; Dothideomycetes; Pleosporales; Pleosporaceae. The record is from RefSeq and is a predicted model, not a curated record.